This is a messenger RNA of Olea europaea var. sylvestris, 877 nucleotides long. Its product is annotated as DNA repair RAD52-like protein 2, chloroplastic. Gene Ontology annotation, molecular function: DNA binding. Gene Ontology annotation, biological process: double-strand break repair via homologous recombination. The transcript has 4 exons. The record is from RefSeq and is a predicted model, not a curated record. The coding region runs from base 60 to 662 and encodes 200 amino acids. NCBI's taxonomy places the organism in Eukaryota, Viridiplantae, Streptophyta, Magnoliopsida, Lamiales, Oleaceae.
AGAAUGGUAGAUAGUCUUCGGUCCGAUACAACUGUGUUAGGUAGCGGUGACUGUCCGAAAUGGCUGUACACUUGCCUAAUUGUGCACUGUCGGCGACGGAGGUCUGCUUUCCGGCGGCUUGGUCGCCAAAUCAAAGGCUGGUGACGGCUGAACUUCGUUUUAACUCUCCCUCGAGGACACUGAAGAUCCGUAUGUCAGCGCUGGACCGUAACAGUAUUGGUGGCGGCGAAAAUAGCAGUAAGAAGGCGGCGACCCCUAAUUUGAAUUACGUUGUUCCUUUGGACAAGUCCUCCUGCAUCACUCGCCCCCUUGCCGAGAUCCUACGAGACCUCAACAAGAAGAUCCCUGAUAAUAUUGUCAAGACUCAGGAUGAUCAUUCCACCUUUAUCCCCUGGUACCAGGCCAACCGCAUGCUGAGUUUUUACGCUCCAGGCUGGUGUGGAGAAAUACGCGAUGUUAUAUUCGCUGACAACGGAAGUGUGACUGUGGUGUACCGUGUAACUGUACGAGGUUUGGAUGGAGAGGCACAUCGUGAAUCGACUGGAACAGUAUCACCCGGUGAGGGAGAUAUCACAGAUCCCGUUGCUGCAGCAGAAGAAAUAGCAUUUUGCAGAGCGUGUGCUCGGUUUGGCCUUGGCUUGUAUCUUUAUCAUGAAGAUUAGAAGCUCGACUUUCUCCAUGCUAAAUUUUCGAAUGUUUUGUGUGUUGUUUUGACGAACGAGACAAUAAUAUAUUGGCUUCCUCUUAGUCCUAGUCCAAAUGAAUAACACAUUUCCAGAUUUUUGUAUCUACCAUAUUGGAUUGCAAGCACCAGUUCUUGAGGUUGAGGCAUUCGUAGAGUUGAUUAAUCUUGGUCAUGAACUAGUCAUUGAAAUUU